This is a messenger RNA of Sycon ciliatum, 2292 nucleotides long. RefSeq lists its product as uncharacterized. NCBI's taxonomy places the organism in Eukaryota, Metazoa, Porifera, Calcarea, Leucosolenida, Sycettidae. Gene Ontology annotation, molecular function: histidinol-phosphatase activity. Bases 221 to 1252 code for a protein of 343 amino acids. The transcript is spliced from 3 exons. The record is from RefSeq and is a predicted model, not a curated record. Gene Ontology annotation, biological process: L-histidine biosynthetic process. Gene Ontology annotation, cellular component: cytoplasm.
CGAAUUGUUUAUUUAUAUAUAUGUAGAUCUACAUGUCUUGAGUGGUUGAGAUAUCCAGGCUACACUCACCAUUGCAUUUUUCCUCCAUACCAAGUGCCAGGCUGUCUUUUUACUAGAGAACAACGUUUUAGCAAUGAUUAUUACAGUGUGCGUUGCGUUGUGAUUUUGUGUAGCUAGAAAUUUCUCUACCACUUCAAAGUCAAAGGGUGCGAAUACCAUAAUGCCAUUCUCCUUUCAUAGUCACAGUGCUCAAUUCUGCAAACAUGCCAGUGGUGGCCCCCUGGCUGAGGUAGUGGAAGAGGCGCGUUGUGCUGGAUUUCUACAGUUUGGUCUGAGUGAGCAUAUGCCCAGACAACAAGUAGAUCUCCUCUAUGAAGAAGAGAUUGAUGCAGGUAUGAGCUGCGAUGACCUCGCCAAGCAGUUCAGUGACUUUGUGGCCGAGGCAAGGAGAUUACAGAAGAUAUUUGAUGAUGCGCGAUGUAGUCAUAAUGAUGGUGAUGAUGGUGGAAUGGAGAUUUUAGUGGGAGCUGAGACAGAAUACGUUGGUCCGCAAUCGAUUGGAGAAAUUCUGCAAUUACGUCAUGACUACAAAUUAGAUUACAUUGUUGGCUCCAUCCACCAUGUGAGAGGCAAACCCAUAGACUUUUCAAAAGAGACCUUUGAGCAGCUGUUGGCGAAUGACUGGAAUAAUGAUCAUACAUCACUAUUCUCAGCAUACUUUGACGAGCAGUUUGCAUUGUUUGAUGGAGUACAUCCUGAGGUUGCUGGGCAUCUCGACGUCGUCCGGAAAUACUGUCCCGGAGCUGCGUUCAGCGCUACGGUGCUGGAGAAAGUGAGGAGGAACAUAAAGUUCUGUGUGGAUCAUGGAAUUCUUCUGGAGAUCAAUAGUUCCGGUGUCGGCAAGGGCUUGCCUCAUCCUUAUCCCCAGCAAGAUGUACUAACCAUAGCCAAAGAACUGGGCGCAAGGUUUACACUCGGUGAUGACGCUCAUUCGCCAGUAGAUGUAGCUCAGUACUAUAGCCAUAUACGGCAAUAUGUUCAUGAUAUGGCUAUUGAAUCUUCUAUAUGUUCUCUCCACCGAACAUCAUCCUGUCAUAACCAGCCGGCAGAUGCCAUGCAUGAAUGCCGCCAAGAUCAGCAGCAGCGAGCUGCUCAGGACUAUUCGUUCAGUGCUGUAGAAAGUCGACCUGUGCCAGAUUUCCUUCAUCACCACUUUUGGUCCAGAUCGCCAGUAUAUGAACUUGCGGUGUAGUGUGUGUGUGUUCAUGUGUGUGUGUGUGUUCAUGUGUGUGUGUGUGUUCAUGUGUGUGUGUGUGUGUGUGUGUGUGUGUGUGUGUGUGUGUGUGUGUGUGUGUGUGUGUGUGUGUGUGUGUGUUCAUGGGUGUGUGUGUGUUCAUGUGUGUGUGUGUGUUCGUGUGUGUGUUCAUGUGUGUGUGUGUGUGUGCAGCCGUUCACGGUCCACCGGACUCGCAGUGCCUCAUGCCGCGUCCCGAAGCCAGCACUCCUUCAAGUCGCCCCGUUUGGGGCACAUAGCCAAUCGUGACAGCGGACGAAGGAAGGAAGGAAAGUGGAUGCGUGUGUGUGUGUUUGGUUAUGUGUGUGCGCGCGCGUGUGAAGUAGUUAGGUCUUCUAGGCUAUUUUGAACAGUAUGGAUGUCACAGAGUAUUAUGUACUCCUGAUGUCGGAGCAUAUGUAGGUUUAUAGUGUAGACACUGACCGUAGGAAUCCUAUCUUGAUGGUCAUUCCUAGCAUAGUGGUGUGUCUGUGUGUCCGUAUGUGUGUUUGUGUGUGUCUGUAUGUGUGUUUGUGUCUGUGUAUGUGUGUCUCUCGCUCCAUUUCUCUACUACUUAAUCUUGAGACCAAUGGCUGUGUUGCUUUUUUCUAUUUUCCUUCAAUUUUAGGCACAUGUAUGUUCAUUUCUUUCUUGACUUUCGCUGGCCGAAAGGAAUAUUUCUAGUAUUUCUCUCUACAUCUGUGCUACAUGUCACAUGUCACAUGUCACUUUUCAAUGUUUGAAUAUAGUAUAGUUGCAGUGCUGCUGCUGCUGCUGCUGUCUGUGUCUUUGGUCUGGUCAAGGGUCCAUGGUUGAUGGAGUAUCAUUGUUGACAGCCUGGAACCUCUCUGUUUUUAGAGUAUUAUUAGGUAUUCUCUACACAAAAGGCGCAAAGGAGGUUUGCAGAGUAUGUCGCAACUCCCAGUUUCUUGCACUAUGCAAUCAUCAGGUAUAACUUGUAACAAUAUUAUUCUGUGGCACUUGGCCAGUACUGCAGUAUAUGAACCAUAGUUCGAUGA